AUGGUAAUUGCUGAGUUUGGUAUCCGGCUGUUGGCGACCAGUGACUGUCCCGUUGCUGCCUGGGUGGGCGUGGUGUGGGCGUGGUGCCGAUGGUGGGAGUACGCUCCCCAGGCAGUUCAACCGUCCCGAGUUGUGCAGCGUGCGAUGGGCGCGCGGUGGGCGUGUAGGUCGCGGGGCGGGGAGUGGCGCGGCCCGCCCCUGUCGCUCGAGGCGGCGUGCGCGGCGGGGGCGGGCGUGUUCGAGCUGCAGAUCCUGGAGUUCUCGAACUACCGCGCGGCGCUGGCGUCGGGCGCGUGCUGCGGCGGCGCGGCGCGCGCGGCGCCCGAGCAGGCGUGCGCGGCGCCGUGCCGCACCAAGUUCUCGCUGUGCCUCAAGGAGUACCAGUCCGCCGCCGCGCCCGGCGCCUGCUCCUUCGGCAGCGCCGCCUCGCCCGUGCUCGGCACCGACUCCUUCACGCUCGCCGAGCCGCUCUACACGCUGGCGCUGCCCUUCUCUUUCCGGUGGACGAGAUCCUUUACGUUAAUACUGCAAGCUUACGACGACUUCGAGUACUCAGAUCCAGAGGCGGGGCUGGUGGAGGAGGCGUGGUGGUCGGGCAUCGUGGAGCCGAGCGCGGAGUGGCACGCCCUGCAGCACGCGGGCGCGGCGGCCGCCGUGGCGUACCGCGUGCGCGUGCUGUGCCAGCCCAACUACUACAACACCACGUGCACCACCUUCUGCCGGCCGCGCGACGACAAGUUCGGCCACUACUCGUGCACCGCCGAGGGCGCCAAGCGCUGCCUGCCCGGCUGGCAGGGCGACAACUGCGAGAAACGUGACUGUGUGCAAGGAGGGCUGCCACCCGACGCACGGCCGCUGCGACCGCCCCGGGGACUGCGAGUGAGUACCCUCGCGAUGCGCUCGCUGGCCGCCAGCCAGCAGUGCGGCAGUGUCGCUGACUGGUCGCUCCGUAUGCUUUCAGUUGCCGGCCGGGCUGGCGCGGCGAGCUGUGCUCCCAGUGCCAGCCGUACCCAGGCUGCAAGCACGGCUACUGCAACGGCUCCUCCUGGGACUGUACCUGCGACACCAACUGGGGCGGCAUCCUGUGUGACCAAGCACGGCGGCACGUGCGAGAACACGGCGCCCGACCAGUACCUGUGUCGCUGCGCCGAGGGCUUCUCGGGCACGGACUGCGAGCGCGUCGACAACCCGUGCGCGCCGCAGCCCUGCGUGCACGGCGAGUGCUCGCUGGCCGCCUCGCCGCGCGGCUUCGCAUGCGCCUGCGCACGCGGCUGGGCCGGCGCGCUCUGCGACCAGGACGUCGACGACUGCGCCAGCGCGCCCUGCCGCAACGGCGCCACCUGCCGGGACCGCCUCGACGCCUUCGUCUGCGACUGCGCGCCAGGCUGGACCGGCCCGACCUGCACUGAAGAUAUAAAUGAAUGUGAACAAAGGGGGGCAGACGGAGCCAUUGCGGGGGCCGAGGGCGCGCUGGGCCCGUGCGUGAACGCGGCCGCGUGCAACAACACGGCGGGCGGGUACUCGUGCGCCUGCCUGGCCGGCUGGACGGGCCGCGACUGCGAGGCCAACGUGGACGACUGCACGGGCCAGUGCCUCAACGGCGCCACCUGCAUCGACCUCGUCGACGACUUCCACUGCGCGUGCGCGGCCGGGUACGCGGGCCGCACGUGCGCGCUCGACGUCGACGACUGCGCGCCGCGCCCCUGUCGCAACGGCGGCGAGUGCGUCGACCUGCUCAACGCGUACCGCUGCAUCUGCCCCGUCGGCUUCUCCGGCACCAACUGCGAGGUACCCGCGGCCGCCUCUCUGCUGUCUCUGACGACCGCGACCACUGCGCCGGCGCUCCGUGCGGGAACGGCGCAGCCUGCUACACGGCCCAGAGCGACUACUACUGCCACUGCGCCCCCGGCUGGACCGGCAAGAACUGCACGCAGCGCGCAGCGAAAGAACAGUAGUUGGGGUCGAUGGCGCAGAGCAGCGCGUGAUAUGUCGUGUUGUGCGCGCGCAGAGAGCGACGCGUGCGUGCGCCCCCCCCCCCCCCCCCGCGCCCCCGCGCUGCGCCUGCCUGCCCCCACACUCCGCCGCGCUCUGCGACCAGCGUGCAUACCCCCAGCCCGCCUCGCGGACUCCGCGCGCCCGCCAUUACAUUACACCGCACUCUUGUGUUACAGAGGUGAACGCGUGCGCGACCAGCCCCUGCCGCAACAACGCCAGCUGCGUGGACGGCGCCGCCGACUUCACCUGCAUCUGCCGCGACGGUUGGACCGGUACGCCAACUAG
This is a messenger RNA of Spodoptera exigua (beet armyworm), 2280 nucleotides long. Lineage: Eukaryota; Metazoa; Arthropoda; Insecta; Lepidoptera; Noctuidae. The record is from the annotation of a GenBank genome assembly.